CGUACGACGUGCAGGCACGUCCCAGCGACGUGUGACGUAGGCAGACUGUGUCCCGCUGCUGGCAGCGAGUUAGUAAAGUGUCCCGGGAACCGAAGGAGGAAACACCGGCGCCACGUUGUCCUGUGAACCGGGAAGAUGCAGACCGACAGCGUGCCUCUGCAGGAGCUGCCCUGCCUCAGCCUGCGGGGCUCCAUGUUGUCCAGGUCCCACCGCGGGAUGAACAAGCGGAAGUCCGGGGGAGAGGAGGGCCUGGGCACCGAGUGCACCCCCACGGAGCUCAUCCUGCAGCAGCGGUCGCCCCGACACAAGCACCAGCGGCUCGGCUGCAGCAGGGGGAAGGAGAACGACUGUGGACACUUCGUCCUGGCGCGGAGGUCGAGGAGGAAGAAGGAGACCCCAUCAGGUAUCUCGUGGGACCACCUGCCUGACGAGCUGCUCCUCAGGAUCUUCUUCUGCCUCCCGCUGCAGGACCUGCUCCGGACGUCUGCCGUCUGCAGGCGCUGGCACCGGUUGGCGUUUGACGAGUCCCUGUGGCUCAGCGUGGACCUGGAGGGGCUGACGGACACGGGCGCCGCUCUGCAGCGCGUCCUGACGACCGGCGUCCGGAGGCUGCGAUGCCCUCGCUCCUUUGUGGAGCAGCCGCACUUCACGGGCUCCGGACCUCUGCAGAUCGUCCAGUUGGAUCUGUCCAGCUCCAUCGUCUCCACCUCGGCCCUGGAGAGCGUCGUCGGUCGCUGCCGGCUACUGGAGCGUCUGAGCCUGGAGGGUCUGCAGCUCUCAGACAACAUCAUCAACUCUCUGGCGUUGAACCAGAACCUGGAGCAGCUCAACCUCAGCGGCUGCUCCGGCGUCUCUGCUGACGCUCUGGCCGACAUGUUCAGAUCGUGCUGCAGCAUCGAGCAGUUGAACGUGUCGUGGUGUGAAUUCAACAGUGAUCAUGUGAAGAGCGUCGUCCACAACCUCGGCGCCGGUGUCACCGAGCUCAACCUCAGCGGCUACAGGGAGAGUCUGACACUGGAUGAUGUGAAGGUGCUGGUGGGACGAUGUCCUCGUAUUCAGACUCUAGAUUUAAGCGACAGCACGCUGCUGAUGGCCGACAGCUUCCCCGUCCUCGCGCAGCUCAAGAACCUGCUGCAUCUGUCCCUGAGUCGCUGCUACCACAUCCACCUCGCCGCUCUCACCGACCUGGGGACGACGUUCCCGCUGCUCGUCCUGCUGGACGUGUUCGGCCUGGUGCAGGACGGUCAGCUGCCGUCCCUGAAGAAGGAGCUGCCUCGCGUCAGCAUCAACUCGCGGCCGUUCUCCAGCGUCGCUCGGCCCACGCCGGCUGGCCGGUUCGUCGGCGACCGUGCCAUGUGGGGCGGCGGGUGUCGGCUCAGGUUCUCGCUCUGAGCCCGGGGCAGGAGGUGGGCGGGGCCACGUCUCAGUGUUUUCGUUGUUGCUGCUACAGAAAAAAAUCUUUCAAUGUUUUCUGGCGUUAUCGGUGCUGAAAGACACAAACUGGACCGAGUCUUGAAAGUACUGAACGCAUCAGUGAGUUCGUUAUUGGAUCCAGUUUCAUGUUGUAAUGUAUUAACUGGAUGUUAACGUCGUCGACGCCUCAGACGUUUGACUGUGAUCUGUUGACAGAACAGUUGAUUUUUUUUUUAAAUCUGAAUAGUUUUUUAUGUGAAAUGAUGUUUUGAUCUGUGGAUUUUAUUCUAAUGAAGAGUUUCAUUCAUGUAUGUUUGACUUUCUGAUGAAAGAAAAGUUUAAUGAUGAUCUCAUCAUGUCAGUGUGGAUGUUGCAAACAGUGAAAUGUCAUGAAAGUCAAGUUUUAAUUUGUAAACUGUUACGUUCAUUUCAAGUAAACCACUGAAUCACUCAAA
This is a messenger RNA of Scophthalmus maximus (turbot), 1868 nucleotides long. It is a transcript of the gene skp2, whose product is annotated as S-phase kinase-associated protein 2, E3 ubiquitin protein ligase. The transcript has 10 exons. The record is from RefSeq and is a predicted model, not a curated record. Lineage: Eukaryota; Metazoa; Chordata; Actinopteri; Pleuronectiformes; Scophthalmidae. Bases 136 to 1392 code for a protein of 418 amino acids. Gene Ontology annotation, molecular function: protein binding.